This is a messenger RNA of Trichomycterus rosablanca, 3738 nucleotides long. RefSeq names its product hyperpolarization activated cyclic nucleotide-gated potassium channel 4 (gene hcn4). NCBI's taxonomy places the organism in Eukaryota, Metazoa, Chordata, Actinopteri, Siluriformes, Trichomycteridae. The record is from RefSeq and is a predicted model, not a curated record. Gene Ontology annotation, cellular component: dendrite; axon; HCN channel complex. The transcript is spliced from 8 exons. The coding region runs from base 7 to 3738 and encodes 1243 amino acids. Gene Ontology annotation, biological process: regulation of membrane depolarization; sodium ion transmembrane transport; potassium ion transmembrane transport. Gene Ontology annotation, molecular function: voltage-gated potassium channel activity.
UCAUCCAUGCGCAAAAGGUUGUACAGUUUGCCCCAGCACUUCCUCAGGAGCGCUUCCAGCAUGUGCGAUGGGGAAGACGGCGACCGGGACGCCCGCAGGAAGAGCAUCCGUAUGAAGCCGCUUCCAUCCCCAGGAAGCACCGACACCAGAAACGCGGAAGACUCGGCGGCUGGGGUGGACCUUGACCCGGCCCCAGGUGCAAAAAGCAACUCAAAUGGAGACUGCAGAAAGUUUCGAGGCAGCUUAUCCUCACUCGCUACUCGCCACAGCCGUGAGUCAGAUUCAGCCGAGGAGAAGCGCCUGAUCGCCGAACCAGAACCGAGUCCAAGCGAGGAGAGUCCACCUGGUGCGCGAGGAGGAGGAGCAGGAUUGGCGGCUGGAGAAAGCAUAGCUGGAAGCAACCGUGGCAGCACCGUUAACGCAGAUACUGGCACUCCAGAACGCAACCCGGGAUUUGCCAAGCUGGAGGGGGGAAUUGAGCAUGUUCUGCCUGACGAUGACAGAUACUAUCAGGCGGGUUUUAUGCAUCGGCAGUUUGGUGCCAUGCUCCAACCCGGAGUCAACAAGUUCUCCCUGAGGAUGUUCGGCAGCGAAAAGGCGGUGGAGCGCGAACAGGAGCGCGUCAAGUCCGCCGGGUUUUGGAUUAUUCACCCCUACAGUGAUUUCAGGUUCUACUGGGAUCUCACCAUGUUGUUACUGAUGGUGGGGAACUUGAUCAUCAUCCCUGUGGGCAUUACCUUCUUCAAGGAUGAGCACACUCCUCCCUGGAUCGUUUUCAACGUUGUCUCGGACACGUUUUUCCUCAUGGACCUGGUGCUCAACUUCCGCACGGGUAUCGUCAAGGAGGACAACACGGAGAUAAUACUGGAUCCACAGCAGAUAAAAAUCAAGUAUCUUCGCUCGUGGUUCGUCGUGGACUUCAUCUCUUCUAUUCCGGUGGACUAUAUCUUCUUGAUUGUGGAGACACGCAUCGAUUCAGAUUUCUACAAGACAGCACGUGCUCUCAGGAUUGUUCGCUUCACAAAGAUUCUCAGUUUGUUACGAUUGCUCAGGCUCUCCAGACUCAUACGCUACAUUCAUCAGUGGGAAGAGAUUUUCCACAUGACCUAUGACCUGGCCAGCGCGAUGGUACGAAUUGUAAAUCUGAUCGGCAUGAUGCUCCUGUUGUGCCACUGGGACGGCUGCCUACAGUUCCUGGUGCCCAUGCUGCAGGACUUUCCGCCCGACUGCUGGGUUGCCAAGAACAAAAUGGUGAAUGAUACGUGGGGCCAGCAAUACUCCUAUGCCCUAUUCAAGGCCAUGAGCCACAUGCUGUGCAUCGGUUAUGGAAUGUACCCACCAGUGGGGAUGACGGAUGUGUGGCUUACCAUCCUCAGCAUGAUCGUUGGAGCGACUUGCUAUGCCAUGUUUGUGGGCCAUGCCACAGCACUCAUCCAGUCGCUGGACUCCUCACGUAGGCAAUACCAGGAAAAGUAUAAGCAGGUGGAGCAGUACAUGUCUUUCCAUAAGCUGCCAGCAGACAUGCGUCAGAGGAUCCACGAUUACUACGAGCAUCGCUAUCAAGGCAAGAUGUUCGAUGAGGAGAGCAUCCUGGGGGAGCUGAAUGAGCCUCUCAGGGAGGAAAUAAUCAACUUUAACUGUCGAAAGCUGGUGGCUUCGAUGCCUCUGUUUGCUAACGCAGAUCCAAAUUUUGUGACAUCGAUGCUGACGAAGCUGCGUUUUGAGGUUUUUCAGCCAGGAGAUUACAUCAUCCGAGAAGGAACCAUCGGGAAAAAAAUGUAUUUUAUUCAGCAUGGAGUGGUCAGUGUGCUUACCAAAGGAAACAAGGAGACCAAGCUGUCAGAUGGCUCUUACUUUGGAGAGAUCUGUUUGCUGACCAGAGGAAGGCGUACAGCCAGUGUCCGAGCGGAUACCUACUGUCGUCUCUACUCUCUUUCUGUGGAUAACUUUAAUGAGGUGCUGGAGGAAUAUCCCAUGAUGAGGAGAGCCUUUGAGACAGUUGCUCUGGAUAGGCUUGAUCGAAUAGGAAAGAAGAAUUCCAUCCUACAGCACAAGGUUCAGCAGGACUCUGGUGUCCUCAACUGCCAGGAGAACGAAAUUAUUCAGCAGAUUGUCCAACAUGAUAGAGAUAUGGCACACUGUGCCCACAUGAUGCAAAACCAAAGUCAAUCUGCUCCCCCAUCACCAACUCCUGUCAUUUGGGCCCCACUAAUCCAGGCCCCCCUACAAGCAGCCGCAGCUACAACAUCAGUUGCUAUUGCCUUGACCCACCAUCCUCAUCUGCCUCCCUCAAUCUUCCGCCCACCUGUCUCUGCACUGGGUUCAACAAAAGAAGCCACAAGAAAGAGGUUUCAUGUUGUACCAGCGUCAACGACUCCAGGUUCAGCUGCAGACUCGCCUUCAAGCACGCCUUCAAAGCCUCAUACUGGAGUGGAUACUCCUCUACUGACAUCAUUUAGGGUCCUUCACUCAACAGGGCCACCUGGGUCUGGCAGUGCCAAUCAUCAAUCCUCUGGCAGCAUCUGCACUAAAAGUUCACACCCAGGGACUGGUGGAGUGUCUCCCUUCCCCACAGGCAAUUUUUCCAGAUCUGCAUCACUAACGUCUAGCACUGCACAACUUCAUCCUCCACCCAAACACAAGCAACCAUUUCCACCAAGUACCCCUCCACUGUCUAGCCACCUCUUGCAAGACAGCUUAAGUUUUGCAGGUUUGUCUGGGGUAAUAGCUGGGGAAGUAGGUGGUGCAGUGGGUGGAGCAAUAGGUGAAGCGGUUGGGGGCAGAGGUGAUUCUGUAUCAGGUGGAGUAAUAGGGGCCCCAGUUAGGUGUUCAUCAAGUGGAUUGUCCUCUUGUGGGUCCCCUGGAGGUGCAUCAUUUGGUGGCACCAGUGGAAUCAUAACCACAACAUCUUCAAACAGUAGCCGUCUUUCCACUGGUUCACUCAGCCACGUCCCAAGCCAGCUUCUUCAUGCUCAGCAAUCACAAAAUGUCACACAGACAAGUGAGACGCAUCACUUUUCGGGUGGGGGUGGCAGAACUUCUAGCACACUAAACCUUUUCCAUACACCCACAACGGGAUCACCAUCCUCCACCCAUUCACACAUUACCCCAACCUUUGAAGGCUCUCCUUCGUUAAACCCACAGUCCACUUCAUCCAACCCAUGGUCCAGCAUUUCCUCCCAGCUGCCUUCAGAAAGAUCAGCAUUAGCCUCACUUGCUCAAUAUGGUUCUGCUAACGCUUCACCCUGCUACACACCUCUAGCCCCUAGCCCAACUGUCCAAAGCCCUUUAUUGGGGAGAACUUUUCACUACCCCUCUAGUACUGCAGGCUCCCAUAGCUCUUUGCUGAUGCCCCAGUCCUCCUGCCCUGUUCAGCUGCCUAGUUGCCACUCUUCGGGUACUGAAUCUCCUCUAGGUCGCUUUUCUGAGGAUUUGAAACUGCUAUCCAGUUCUCACCCCAUGUUAGGUGGGGAAGUCGCCCAGGCUCUGGCUCAGUCCUCUCCUCGAUCCUCCAUAGAUCCUGGCUGCCACCUCUCCCCUUACUCAUCCCCGACACUGAUGCCCAAGCCGUGUAGCUCCAUAUUGGGGCAUAUUGCUCCUCUUGCACAGACUUCUCCCAGCUCACGGCAUCAUACUUCUAUUUUAGGGACGUCACCCUCCGUUCCAUUCCGUAGGUCCUCUGAGGCCUGCCCUUCUGAACUGGAACCAUUUUGCCAUAAGCUUCCCUCUAAUUUGUGA